AUGCCCGUUACGACGACGCCUUCUGACCCUCAAGCUGCUGCUCUCCUUGCUCAUGUCUUGCAGCAGACCCAAUCGAACAUCAACUUCCUUGCAUCUCAGAACUACAUCUCCCAUGCCGAGGCCUCCGACCUCAUCAGCCGUCUCACUCAAGGGGCCGACCACGAUUCCUUACUAUCUAGCAUGAACAACUUGGCUGUUGGUCCUGCUCGUGCUCCUCCGGAGCCCGCCCGUCGUUCCAUCCCACCACCGCCCCCAAGGAAUCACGUCCAGAAGGCCCGUGCCUUGUGGGCCUACAACGAGGACGGCCGGGAACCCAAUGACCUCUCCUUCUCCCAAGGAGAGAUCAUCGAGAUCGUGGACGAAACAAACGCCGACUGGUGGACUGGCAAAGUCCGCGGCAAGCAAGGCCUCUUUCCGUCCAACCACGUCGAGAAGAUUCCGUCAGGCCCCUCUACCUCCCCCGCCCCUCCUGUGUCCAUGCCCCCCAUGCCCUCCGCACCUUCAUACUACGCCCCGCCGCCUCCGGGGCCGCCCCAGCCGUACUACCAAGGCCCUGCGCCCGACUACAAUAACGAGAAGACGUCCAUGUACCAGCCGGCCUACGCGCCCCCUGCACCGGUCCAGGCUCCCCAGCCGCCGGUCCAGCAGGUUGUCGUCCAGCAGGAGCCUCCCAAGAAGAGCAAGUUCGGCAAGCUGGGCAAUACGAUGGCCACGUCGGCUGCAGGUGGUGUCGGCUUCGGUGCUGGUGCCGCUAUCGGCAGUGGCAUCGUCAACGCCAUCUUCUGA
This is a messenger RNA of Dichomitus squalens LYAD-421 SS1, 786 nucleotides long. Its product is annotated as SH3-domain-containing protein. Bases 1 to 786 code for a protein of 261 amino acids. The record is from RefSeq and is a predicted model, not a curated record. The transcript has 3 exons. Gene Ontology annotation, biological process: protein transport to vacuole involved in ubiquitin-dependent protein catabolic process via the multivesicular body sorting pathway. Gene Ontology annotation, molecular function: protein binding. Lineage: Eukaryota; Fungi; Basidiomycota; Agaricomycetes; Polyporales; Polyporaceae. Gene Ontology annotation, cellular component: ESCRT-0 complex.